UCCACAUUUCGCUUUCUCCAGCUGCUUCUCUCACAAUCUUCACUGAAGUCCACUCUGUACGCACUGUGGCCAGGGACAAUGAUGGAGUGUGAUUUUGCUAAUAACCCAUGUACUUCAACUCCACCGUCACCUUCAUCACCACCGUCGCCGGCGCUGCUACCAUUUUCUGCACCCGCAACCCCUCAAAGAAUAUCAGGAAAUGAGUGUUUUAGUUGUAGAAGGAAAGGCCAUUGGGCCAAAGAAUGCCCCAACAAAACGCCCAAGAAGUCACAGCCCUUCAGCCCUGGAUCAAAUUCCACGAAUGGUUCUGGUUUGCCACCGAUUCGUUGUCCUUGUGGUCGAGGCACUUGCCAAAUUCUCACCUCCAAAACGGAGAAAAAUCCUGAGAGGAAGUUCUAUAGGUGCCCUGGUGAUAGAUCAACGGUUGAUGGCUACUGUAACUUCUUUAAAUGGUGCGAUGAAUUAAGUGAUAGAGCUCCUAUGUGCCCUUGUGGUGUUGGAUUUUGUAGUCUAAAUCUUAGCAGAGAAUCCACAGGGCCAAAUGGAGAAAAUUGGUACUUUGCUUGCAGGAUUAAAAAGAAUCACGGAGCUUGUAGUUUUUUCCAAUGGGUAGAUUCUGAAGUGAAUGCAAUGAUGCGAAAGUAUGUGGGUAAAAGCAAUGGGUCUAACAGUGCAAUUAAUGACUUGGACAAUAAAGAAUUCAGUUCUAAGAUAGUGCCAGAGUCACCUAUUGUAGAAGGUGCUGAAAAUGCCUCAAAUAUGCCAAUCAUUGUUAUACCUUCAGAGCAAGAUGAAAUGCACAAUUGGGAACUUGUCAUGCAAGAUGUGGAGUCAGAGGUUCCACUGCAAGUUUUCCAACGUAUGCGUCAAUCGAAGUCUUAUUUCCUGAAAGAGUUAGCAAGGCAAAUUUCUGUUGCAGGGAAUACCAUAACUCAGGAUUUUAUUUAUCAGGUUUUACAUCUACAUGUCUAUGAUUGGUUGGAUCGUCAUGCUUUCCCUCCUGUUGUGCCUAUCGUUUGUUAUAUUUGCCCUUCCUUAGAUGACGAUGUAAAUACGUCUGAAAAUGAAGGAUCAUUUGUCUUACUAGGUAGUGAUGAAACUGAUACGCCACUAUCUCUUACUCCUGGGCAGGAUGUUCAGCUUGUAGGUGGUGUUAUUCAAGAGGCUUCAGGGCUUAAUGAGCCUUUUGGUAUAACACAAGACGAAGCAAAAUCUAUCUUAAAGGAAUAUGGGCAAGCUCUUCUUAAUACUCUUGAGUCUAUGAAUCCACACCGUCAUGGAGCAAUGGUAAAGUUGGCAGAAGCUACUUUUAAAACCUUACAGAAUCUGUCCAUUGAAUGUGGCCCCUUUGGAGAGAGGGUGAAGGAAUAUAUUCACAAUAUGUCAAGGCUUGAGACAAUUGAAGGGUCCCUGUGCAAAGGCCUCUCCUCUCAUGAACUAAUCAAGCUUUUGGACAGUGAGAAAGUUCAGUUUGAUAAUGUUUCACGACUCCAUGCUGAGGCAGUGACUGCUUACAGUGCUUCCAGUAAUCAUCUUCAGUCACUUGAGGAAGAAAUAUCACUUGUCAAGGCCAUGCUUCUUCAACUUGAGAAACAACUGUCUUCUUGUGAAGCAGAGACAUUGGUCCUCAAAACACAUGUUGAUGAAGUUUCUAAGGAAAUGUUGGAGUCAAAGAGCAGCAUGGAGGCUGCAUAUGAUAAGUUGGCAGAAGCCUUAGAACUGGAACGCCAGAGAGACUCGGUGCGUGGUGCUGCGAAGGUGGCAUUGGAGACUGCAAGGGUUUGGCUGGAACAAUGAUAUAUUAAAACUCAGUGUGGAUGUAGAAUCAGACUAUCUGUAGUUAAUUUGUAAAAUAAGUGCGUAUGUUAAGGUUAUUUCUUAAAGGAAACCCGUUAGCUGGUCCUAGUUUAUGUAGAAUAUAUUCAUAUAUUAUGUAAAUUAUGCUGUUAUGGCGUGAAUUACAGAGUUUGUGCA
This is a messenger RNA of Hevea brasiliensis (rubber tree), 1974 nucleotides long. RefSeq lists its product as uncharacterized. Gene Ontology annotation, molecular function: zinc ion binding; nucleic acid binding. The record is from RefSeq and is a predicted model, not a curated record. Bases 79 to 1797 code for a protein of 572 amino acids. The transcript has 5 exons. NCBI's taxonomy places the organism in Eukaryota, Viridiplantae, Streptophyta, Magnoliopsida, Malpighiales, Euphorbiaceae.